Dibothriocephalus latus is the source of this 591-nucleotide messenger RNA. The record is from the annotation of a GenBank genome assembly. Lineage: Eukaryota; Metazoa; Platyhelminthes; Cestoda; Diphyllobothriidea; Diphyllobothriidae.
GUUGAUGCUGACGAGUUGCUGGGUAUCUGUAGCGUGGGUCGCCAGAACACCCGGACGAUGCUGAUAUUCAUGCUGGUGCCGCAAUUCCUCUUCCUGCUAUUGGGCAUGGUUGCCUUUGUCGUCUGCGCAUUCUACCUGCAUCGACAGGGCAGGCUGGCGGCUCGCAAGAGUUGCGACGGUCUAGCGCACAGUACCACCAUGUCCAAUCUGGACGUGCCGCCGGCCCGUUGCCUGGCCUUCCAGUCGGACCAACAACAGGGUUACCUGGACCCCAGCUAUGAGGGCGUGAGCACAAGUGAAGCCUCCUCUGGCUGUUUCUCGGGACAGAUGUGUUGCUGCUGUCGGCGCAGCCUCGGAUGGGACGGUAUCAGUACCCGUCUGGGCUUCUUCACCCUCCUCUACAUCGUGCCCGCCAUCUCCAUCUUCGUCUGCGACUUCUAUGAGUUCCUAUUUCGAGAUUCAUGGUUGGCUGGCGACCCCUCGACUGCCGUCACCAGUUUGCUGCAGACGCAUACACAACUGCGGGGCAGAAUUACACCAGAGAUCUUCCUUCUGCGCACCUUCAUGUCCCUCGUGACGGGUUUGGCAACC